Molecule: messenger RNA, 205 nt
Organism: Symbiodinium natans
Lineage: Eukaryota; Dinophyceae; Suessiales; Symbiodiniaceae
Source: the annotation of a GenBank genome assembly
GCACAGCCUGUGGCUGGGCAGUUCAUGCAGUACGGAGCUUACGGCAUGCCGUGCGGUGGCUGUGUUGCCGGUGCCAUGGGAAUGGAUCCCACCGCCUAUGCUGCGGCGAUGGGAAACCCGUAUGGCGCACAGGCUGUCUACAUGCAGGUGGACCCUCGAUCAGCCAAGCAAUUUGGAACGGUCAAGGUCUUCAACCCAGAGAAAG